UCUCAUUUCUCAAUGAUGAUGUUGUUACGGAAGCAGCAUUCUUUGGCCAACUCCAUUGCAACCAUCACUGCUCUAUCAUCCCUAACAACACUCAAUCCUUCCACACCCAGAUCAGGCACAACAAGAAAUGUUGAAAUCAACAACAAAUUUCACAAUCCAUUUGUCAUUGGAGGACCCAAGAGAUUUUACUCUUUAUUUGAAACUGUUCCUUACACGAAACGAACCCGUUUUAUUUGUCUAGCAACAACUUUUGAGAGGAAUGUAACAAAGGGCUUUGAAGAAUACAAACAAAGGUUUGAAGGACGUACAAUGCCUCCAACCCAUCAAGAAAGUGUAAGGCUUACAAAGAUUCUCAAUAAUAUUAUUGAUGCAUUGCUGAGAGAGAGAAACAAAAUGAGCCAUGAAUCUGAGUGUACCAUUUCACAUUUGGAUGGAUUAAAUUGGGAGGUUUUGGUAGUUUUUUUAACUAAUAUGUCUGUCGGAUGUUUUCCCAAUGGGAAGAUAGUUCUAAGCUGGGAUUUGAUUAGGCAUUUUCCAAGUGAUGCAGAGAAAGCAACUAUAAUUGCACAUGAGGUUGCGCGUGUUGUUGCUCGACACUUUGUUGAACAGGUAACAAAGAACUUGUGGUUUUAUGCUAUACAUAGGAUGCUUAUUUGUCACCAUUGAUUAUGAAAAAAGUGUGUUACCACUUGUCAAUAGACUACCUUUCAACCGGCGGUAUGAUUAAUUCAUUAUCUUUCUUUUCUAAACCAUUCAUUUUCAUUUCAUUGAUAGAGCUUUUAAGGAAGAUACUUCAGAAACUAAAUAAAUAUUUUAAGAAUUUAUGAGCAAUGACUCUGUUUAUGCUACUUAUUCUUCCUUAUAGAUAGGUUCAUGAUCAGUGGCCUUAAGUUUUCUAUUGAUGCAUCUAUAUCACCUUUGUAACAUUCUAUUACGACUAUCUAACAGUGAUCUGGUAUGGCUUUUUUCUGUGCUGCAUCUGCUGUGUUCUAAUGGUCCUUUCUGUCAUUCAAUGUUGUCUUCUUUGUUACAUAUAUGCUUAUGUUUGUUCUCAACCCAAUUUAUUCACAAUUUGCAGGUUUGAAUUUGAAGCUGAUUAUAUCGGGCUUCUACUAAUGGCAGCAGCUGGCUAUGAUCCUCGGGUGGCUCCUAAAGUCUACGAGGAGCUGGGAAAGUUAAGCGGACAUAACAAUGAUUUUAUGUUUACAGGUUUUCUUAGUACCCAUUCAUCAGGAAGACAAAGAGCCAAAGCAUUGGCUCAACCUAAGAUAAUGGAAGAAGCUCUUAUUCUAUAUAAUGAUGCAAGAGCAAGGAGUGAGGUUAACUGAUUUCAUUCUUUAGGAAUGCACAUUCACCAGUUUUGGUAUGGUUGUAUUAUGAUCUUUAUGGGACUUGAUUGUUAGACUUGUGUUUUCAAAUAAGCGACGCUUUAUGUUAGAAAA
Medicago truncatula (barrel medic) is the source of this 1442-nucleotide messenger RNA. Its product is annotated as mitochondrial metalloendopeptidase OMA1. Bases 13 to 666 code for a protein of 217 amino acids. Gene Ontology annotation, molecular function: metalloendopeptidase activity. Lineage: Eukaryota; Viridiplantae; Streptophyta; Magnoliopsida; Fabales; Fabaceae. Gene Ontology annotation, cellular component: membrane. The transcript has 3 exons. The record is from RefSeq and is a predicted model, not a curated record.